CAAUAUUGAGAUGAUUUCCCAAGUGAGAUCAACAUCUCAUGUGUCAUUGAAGAGAGAGACGCUGAUCGUGCCUUAAAUAUCAUCCACACCAGCAUGUUCACGUUCUUGGACUGAAAAGUGCUCUUUGUCUUCCCUUAUACUUUUGCGUCGCGCUACCUUCCAGAUUUUGUGUCCGUCUCUAACGCUAUGAUGUCCAUAAUCACCCUUAUGUCUUUCCAAACUACAAGAGUCACGUGCAUAUAAACAGCUGUGUAGUUGAUCAUGCUUCUUUCCUCCCUUUCUUUCUAUCUCCUUUUUUCCUUUCGUCGGUUGCAGGUCCGUCUAAUGCAGAUAGAUUCUUGGCUUUCCUUGUAUGCCCCAGGUUGUUCAUGUAUUGGCGUCAAGUUCAUUUUCUCUGGUCUACCGGGGUUGGCUUACCUUUAUACAUUUUUUGAUUUAUCUGUCCUUUUUGUCUAUUAUAGAGUUUCAUUUCCUCGCAAUACCUCUCCCAUUAUUCAUAAGGAAUGUUUCUAGUUAAGUUUUCUUCGGUUUAUUCAUCACAUUGCUGAAUAACUAACUAGUCAUCUAUCAGAAUGGCUUAGUUAUAUGGCGAGGUCCGGAUGUCCAGAUUAAUUUUGCUUCCAAU
Molecule: messenger RNA, 625 nt
Organism: Aspergillus welwitschiae
Lineage: Eukaryota; Fungi; Ascomycota; Eurotiomycetes; Eurotiales; Aspergillaceae
Exons: 2
Coding region: 262-513 (83 amino acids)
Source: RefSeq, a predicted model, not a curated record